Messenger RNA from Recurvomyces mirabilis, 1923 nucleotides. RefSeq names its product RNA polymerase-associated protein rtf1 (gene RTF1). Gene Ontology annotation, molecular function: DNA binding. Lineage: Eukaryota; Fungi; Ascomycota; Dothideomycetes; Mycosphaerellales; Teratosphaeriaceae. The record is from RefSeq and is a predicted model, not a curated record. The coding region runs from base 1 to 1923 and encodes 640 amino acids. The transcript is spliced from 3 exons.
AUGUCGGCCGAAGACCUCGAUGCCGAACUCCUGGGCAUGGUCGGAGGGGAGUCGGACGACGAAGGAGAGGAGGCCGACCAGACGCAAGCCUUCGUCGAGGCUCGAAGCCCGACUCCUGAAGCGCGAGAGACGGUGGAAAAAGCCGAGGAGCCUGCCAGACGAACGAAAGGUGUGGCGCAGAAAGUGAAGGGUAGGAGGAAGAAGGCACGGAAGCAGGAGAGUGAGGAUGAGGAUGAUUUGGGUGGAGACUCACCCUCACCCGAAGCAUCUCUCGGCUCCGGUGGUAUGCACGACUCCGACGGCGAAAUCGACGCCCCAGGCUCACCCGAAGACGAAGAAACACCCCUCUACCCCCUCGACAACAAGUACCGCUCCGCCCAAGACCGCGAAGACAUUCUCGCUCUCCCCGAACUCGAACGCGAAAGCAUCCUCGCCGAACGCGCCGCUGAGCAGCUGAAGCGAACCCAAGAUUUGCAACUGAAGAGAGCUCUUGCGGCCGCACAAACGGCGAACAAGAAUAAGCGAAAAGCUGCUGCUGCCGAGCUUGAUGAUGGCGGGAGGAGGACGAGACCGAAGGCUGAGAAAACGCAUACUGCGCUUGAUGACUACAAGCGGGCGCGUGAAUUGAAGGGUACUGAUCGUGGACGACAGGAAGCUGGGAGGGGACGGAGAGAUGAGCGGUCGCCUUCUGCGGCUGGUUCGGAUCGUGAUGCUGAUGGGGAGUCUGAGGUUGAGUGGGCGGAGCCAUCUUCCGACCGGCGAGGCCAUGAUCGUGAUCGUGACCGCGAGGAAGUGAGAGCAGAGCUGCGGGACUUUGACCGAUGUCGUGUUGGACGCACUGGUUUCGCGAAGAUGUGCUUCUAUCCCGGUUUCGAGGAUGCGAUCGUGGGUUGUUUCGCACGAGUCAGUAUCGGGCCGGACAGGCAUACCGGGCAGAACAUGUACCGCAUGGCGCAGAUCAAGCGCUUCACGGAGGGCAAACCCUACCAACUCGAGCACAGCACCGGCAAACGCUUCCAAACCGACAACUACGCCGUCGUAGCCCAAGGCGCCGCCGAACGGCCCUGGCCCUUUUCCGCCUGCAGCGAUGGCAGAAUCACCGACCAGGAAUUCGACCGCUACAUGGCUACUCUGAAGAAAGAGAACGUCCGGGUUCCUAGUAGGAAGUACCUCGAAGCGCGUCUAGAUGCUAUCCAUGGUCUUCUGAACAUCAACUGGACAGAUGAAAUGAUCGGAAAGAAAUUGGCUAAUCAGCGGACGAUGGAGAAGAAAUUCGAUCCGGCUAAUCAGGCGAGAGUGAAGAGAGAGAAGAUCCACAAACGCAAACUUGAAGCCGAGGAAUCAGGGGACGCAGACGAAGUCGUACGCUGUGACGCCGAACUCGCAGCGCUGGAAAACAACGCCCAAAACUCCUCCACCACCAACAACCACGCCGUCAACGGAGCGGGAAUCAAAGCCAGCCCGGCAAAGAAACCCCCGACCAAUAUCAACUCAGCCCAAGAGCACCUAGCAAAACUCAAUAUGAAAAACCGCGGCAAGAACGUCCAGGAGAUCCGCAAAGCGCUCCUGGAAGAGAAGAGGAAACUCGCUCUCUCCCGUGGAACCGCGGCCGCGGAAGCCAAAGCAAAGAUCACGGCGGAGUUGGCGAAGCAGGAGGCUGAGGCCGCGACGGCGGCGAAGAAAUUGCUUUCGGUGCCUGGGAAGGAGGAGAUGAGUGAUCUUUUUGGGGAUAGCGAUGUUAGUCGUUCCGUGACGCCGGUGCCGCAGGGCUCGACGCCUAAGAGGUCGAGGGCUGGGACGCCUAGUGCGGGAACUUUGGGGAGUGGUGGUGGUGGUGGUGGUGGGGGGGGUGGUGGUACAGGGGUUGAAGAAGGAGAGGAGUGCGCUUGCGCUUGGGGCGAUCCGGAAGAAGGAGUUGGAUGA